Tachysurus fulvidraco (yellow catfish) is the source of this 4409-nucleotide messenger RNA. RefSeq names its product tumor necrosis factor receptor superfamily member 21-like. Lineage: Eukaryota; Metazoa; Chordata; Actinopteri; Siluriformes; Bagridae. The transcript is spliced from 16 exons. The record is from RefSeq and is a predicted model, not a curated record. Gene Ontology annotation, cellular component: cell surface; plasma membrane. Gene Ontology annotation, molecular function: protein binding. The coding region runs from base 276 to 2513 and encodes 745 amino acids. Gene Ontology annotation, biological process: positive regulation of apoptotic process; TRAIL-activated apoptotic signaling pathway; negative regulation of cell migration.
UUGUGGGAAAUCCAUCGGUGAACCAAUCAGAACGUCCGUUUUGGAGGCAAACUCAAGUCAAAAAGUAAAUGGACUUUAUUGUUUACAGGCUUUUAUUUAAUGUCUCUAAUUAAAGCCGGUACAAAUAUGUCGUGUCACGUAAAAACGUGACAUUUCUGGCGUUUGCCUUUGUACGUUAAAUUCAAAUCGCUAACGUCCGUUAGCGUUGCCAUGGCAACUCAAGGGCCGCUUUAAACAGGCUAGUUAGCUAAUGUUGAUGUUAGCAGUGACGCGAGAUGUCAAACAUGUCGUCUUUUGGAGACUUGGAUCGCUUGCGACGACAAAAUAAAGAACUUUUGCAGAAAUUAAAACAUAAAACCGACAUUUUAGCGCGUGUACGUUUAGAUUGUGCAGGAAAACAGGGGUUUGUUUUAGCAAAAAGGAGCGCAUGUGAACCGACAACUUUACAAGAGGCCAGUGAAAGUUUAUUAAAUGUCUCGGAUGAGUUAAUAAAUCUGAGUGUUAGUGGAAACUGUCCAGAAAUGGCCACAAGUGCUUUGUGUAAACAGAUAAACAUCACGACAACAACACCAAACCCUGCAGUGACGUCAGGCUGUUUGACAGGUCAAGACCGAUGGAACAGUCGUCCACACGUUCAGGCUGAUCCUACAGGAACGUCGGAGGACGACGGGUCGGUCAUCUCACAGGAAAAGAGUCAAAGAGUCGUGGGACGGGACAGGUUUCCUUCUUCAGACGAAGAGCUGGAGACGGUGUCCGAGUCAGAGAGACGACGUGUGCAGCCUUUACUGGGAUAUGACUGGAUAGCUGGCCUGUUGGAUGCAGAGAGCUCCCUGACCGAGCGCUCCGAGCACUUCUUCAGCGAGCUGCGCGCCUUCCGCCAAGUCAAUAAGUUUCCUGUUGCUGCCAACCUCGGGUCACCUUCUGCAGAAGACGGAGUGACUAAGCAUGAGUGUGCCUCAGACGCUCACCAAUGUACAUUCUGCUACCGAAUCAACAGCCGGCUUUUUGCGACUCCUCUGGACCCUCAGGCCGCGUGUCCCGUCUGCAAGACUCCCAAAGAGAAACAUCCACACACGGAGCGCGAGCCUGCGUUUAUUAGGGUCAGCAUUCCCCGCUCGACACUUCUGCCAGCGUAUCGAUACAAAGCUCACCGCCGCUGCAGCUUCGAUCCAUCAGACAGCCUUGGUUUGCCCUCUCAUUGUCUGUCCGGAUGGACCAACAUCUCAAUGGGAGCAGGCUCCAAGAUGAGCAGCCUAGAUCUAAGGAGCUCUAUGAAGAUCAGGCCACAUCCAGUCACAAAGCCUUCAGUCCAGGAUGAGAACCAGCUGAUGCCUCCAGCAGAUUCACGGCCCUGUGCGCUAUGUAAGCCUGGCUUCAUCCUACAGAACUGUAAAUGCGUGAAAUGUCCCAGAGGACAGUUCUGGUUUCUGAUGAACGGACGGGCCAUGUGUGACACGUGCACCGAAUCUUGCUCUGUGAAGAAAAACCAGGUCGAAGUGUCCGCCUGCACGGAGACGACUAACCGUAGGUGCCAGUGCAAGCCUGGGUACUACUGCCCGAGUCGGGUGGGCUUAAAGUGCAGGAGGGACUGUGAGCUGUGCACCAGCGGCUUCACCAACACGUCUAAUCUCGACAGAUCCUGCCAUCCGUACACUGAUUGUGCGAGUUUAGGGAUGACGCUGAUCAAAAAUGGAUCUCACACUAUGGACCGUGUGUGUGGAUAUGAGACAGAACAUUCGACUCCGACGACAGACACGCCGAUCAGAACGAAAAAGAAGCCAGACAGUCCGGAGACGACGUACAGAAUGGAAGCACAGCACACACUGGACAAGCCGUACAGACCGAGCGGCACAACUCCAAGGCUCCAGUAUUCUACCGACGAGCCCCACAUCAACCAAACAUCAGACAAUCAUUCAGUCACGUCUGUAUCUUCUGAGACCAAGGCUCACUCGGGCAAGAAAGAAGGAAUCGCCGCGACCGAAAGAGGGGGCCCUGGUUCACCAUCGGAGCCCCCUUCGAAGACCACUUGGAUCUUGAUGUUUCUGUUGCUCGUGACUUUGUGUCUACUGCUAUAUCUGUGUAUUACGUGUAAAACCAGAUCCAUCAAGAACAAGCUCGAGUGGGCAGGUCGGGCCUUUGCGAGAUACCAGCCCAUGUUCCCCAACUCCAACACAGAGACGCCUGAUGCUGCUAGAGACGUCAGAGAGGCUGAGGGUCAGGGUUCGUCCCAGGGGAAAAUUCAGCAGGUCACCAUGGAGCACGUUGGGAAAGCUGAUGGUAUCAACAACACCGUUGGGUCUAUUUUCAUCUACUCCCCCGGGAUGGUGAUCCUCGGCUCGAACUCAAACGAGAAAAAAGAGGAGUCGGAGACGAGCGUGGAUGACGGCGGCGAGGCCACCUGCCUCAUGAGCGUGCCUCAGCAGGAAUCCAGCUCCGAGGAAGACAUCAGAGUGGCUACGCAGGAAGAGCUGGGCAAGGAGCUGAGCGUCCCGGUCCCGGCCACGAGCAAAUAAAACGCCCGGGACUGGAACACCGACGUCGGCUCAAGCGAAGGAAUAUAUAUCUAUAUAAGGACGGGCCUCACGAGACACCAAGUCUCUUUGUUGGGCCAUGGCUUGUAGAAAACCUGUCCUGUUACAAACGAGACUAAACUCUUGCCGUGAACAGGGCUGAGUUUGUUUGAAUAGCACUGAGACUUUAAAGGGUUUUUUUUUCUCUCAGUGUGGGAGGCGGUGUGAAGACCGUGAUGUAAGAAAAAACUCCCUAGUUGCAAUGAGAUGUACAGUAAAUAUUAAUUUUAAUAUAUAUAUAUAUAUGGAGAGAGAGAGAGAGAGAGAGAGAGAGAGAGAGAGAGAGAGAGAGAGAGAAUGUUAUCAGGAUAUUAUUAGAAAUAUCACUCUAUUUCGUUUUAGCUAUUAGGCACUUUUGUGCUUAGGUGAAAGAGACAGACAGACAGACAGACGGACAGACAGACCUGGGUUUACUGAUGAAGUGUGGGUGCAUCCGUGCACUGAGCUAAAUAUACCUCAGUGUGCUGUAAAAAAACAAAAAAAAAAAAACCUGAAUGUCAACGCUGCACAUCUCACUCUCGGUUUAUUGUCCGAGAUACAGAGGCUCGUCUGUAUUACUGCUGUGCAGUUGUCUUUUUUUUUUUUUUUUUUUUUUUUUGCCUUUUCACACUGUUCAGAUUUACAGUGGUUUAUUUCCGUAGGGUUUUUAUUAUCCACAGCAUCUUAUAAUGUCGCUUAGCAUCCAGCCGAGCAGUUACGGCUCUGGAGACCUGCUUUAGCUUUCUGGCAGCUUUGGAAUUUACAGUAACUUCAUCACUGAGUCACCAGCAUCCUAUCACAUGGGCACUUCUUUAGAAGUGAACAGGAAGUCUUUAUCAUUUCAAUCGGAGCUCAUAUUCCAUUUAAAUUCUCGGUAUGUUCACGUUUCUAGGCUCUGUGUGUGUGUGUGUGUGUGUGUGUCUGUGUGUGAGAGCGCACGUUUAUAACUAUCUACUGAUUGGGGAAUAAAACGUGCCGUAUCACGAUGACAUAUUUUAUAAGUCACCACUUCCUUUUUUAGGUAUUAAAGAAUCUGUUCACUCAAGGAUCGAGUUCAUGUUACAAAAUGUCCUCUGACCCGAAGACUUUAAAUCUGACACUGGAGACUCCUUCCGUAAAUGUUAACCAGACGUCUCCUGAGAGGAAACUUAACCACAUCAAUGAUGACGCUGUACAUCUACAGACUCUACAGAUGUGGAUGUACGUUUGUUGUCGAUCUGCGUACGAAGGGGAAACGUAGUUUAUUUUGGAAAGUCUUCUAGUUUUCAGAUCAAAAUUUCACCAUGUGAAGGGGUUUCCCAAGGCAACACACACACACACACAGACACACACACACACACACAGAGGAUGGUGUUUCUGUCAUUUGUUCAUUUUACCUCACACCUUUGUAUGGAAAUCUGACUCAGGGAGCCUUAAGCACCAGCUCAUGUUGCUAUGUGAACAUAAACAUGUGCACGCACACAAACAGCUUAGUUUACUAUAAAAGAUGUCAGAGGACGAUGACGUGCUCGGACAAUCCUUGCUGCAGAACCUGUAUAUUUAUAUUGUAACAUUUUUUUCAGAGGCUUAGUAGCUAUUGUUAAAUAAAUCACUGAGAUAUUCAACGGCACAUUUAGACUGCAGUCCCACAGCUCACCAAGGCCGGUCACUAAUGCCAGCUAGUUUCCUAGUAGUGACCUAGCUGGCUAUUGAGAAGGCUGGCUAGCUAGCUGGAGAGCUGAUGUUCAUGAUGGUUCUAAUGGCUAUCCUGCUGCUUUGGGUUUUUCACUUUUGCACAUGAAUAAAGUCAAAGUGUCAAAUCCGUACAGACCACUGUUUCAAUAUCUGAAAAGAUUUUAAUUUUGUAACAUAAGAUUAUAA